Messenger RNA from Onychostoma macrolepis, 2867 nucleotides. RefSeq names its product sodium-dependent neutral amino acid transporter B(0)AT1-like. The transcript is spliced from 13 exons. Gene Ontology annotation, biological process: sodium ion transmembrane transport. The coding region runs from base 11 to 1948 and encodes 645 amino acids. NCBI's taxonomy places the organism in Eukaryota, Metazoa, Chordata, Actinopteri, Cypriniformes, Cyprinidae. The record is from RefSeq and is a predicted model, not a curated record. Gene Ontology annotation, cellular component: membrane.
UGCUAAAGACAUGAAGUUGAAGCUGAAGCUCCCGAACCCGGGUCUGGAGGACCGGAUCCCGUCUCACGCCGAGCUGGAGAAGCUGGAGCUGGAGGAGGCUGGAGAGCGGCCGCAGUGGGACAACAAAGCCCAGUACAUGCUGACCUGCGUGGGCUUCUGUGUGGGACUGGGGAACGUCUGGAGAUUCCCGUACCUCUGCCAGAGCCACGGAGGAGGAGCGUUCAUGAUCCCGUUCCUGAUUCUUCUGGUUCUGGAGGGAGUCCCGCUGCUGCACCUGGAGUUUGCCAUCGGACAGAGACUCAGAAAAGGCAGCGUUGGUGUCUGGAGAUCCAUCAACCCGUAUUUAGUUGGAGUAGGCAUCGCCUCCAUGCUGGUGUCCUUCAUGGUGGGGAUGUACUAUAACACCAUCAUCGCCUGGGUCAUGUGGUACUUCUUCAACUCGUUUCAGGACCCUUUACCCUGGAGUCAGUGUCCCAUCAAUGAAAACCGGACAGGGUUUGUGUCUGAAUGUGAGCGCAGUUCUCCGGUGGAUUAUUUCUGGUACAGAAAGACGCUGAACACCACGGCUGUGAUCGAGGAAUCUGGAGGUCUGCAGUGGUGGAUCGUCUUGUGUCUGUUCUGCGCCUGGACUCUGCUGUGGGUUUGCUGUCUGAGGGGCAUCGAGACCACCGGGAAGGCUGUGUACGUGACCUCCACGCUGCCGUACCUGGUCCUGACCAUCUUCCUGAUCAGAGGACUGACGCUCAAAGGCUCUGUCAGCGGAAUCAAGUUCCUCUUCACUCCCGACCUGGACGAGCUGCUAAACCCGGCGACGUGGCUGGACGCAGGAGCGCAGGUGUUUUACUCCUUCUCUCUGGCGUUUGGAGGACUCAUCUCCUUCUCCAGCUACAACUCAGUCCAUAAUAACUGCGAGCAGGACGCAGUCAUCAUCUCCAUAAUAAACGGCCUGACGUCUAUUUACGCAGCCAUCGUGAUUUACUCCAUCAUCGGCUUCAGAGCCACGGAGAGGUUUGACGACUGUCUCAACGGUAACAUCCUGACGCUGAUGAACACGUUUGAUCUGCCGGAGGGAAACAUCACGGAGAGCAACUACGACAGUUUUCUUCAGCAGCUCAACAGCACAGCACCAGCCGUCUUUCAUGAGCUCCAGCUGAAGACCUGCGACAUGCAGACGUUUCUCAGUCAGGGAGUUGAGGGAACCGGUCUGGCCUUCAUCGUCUUCACUGAGGCCAUCACUAAGAUGCCCGUCUCUCCUCUGUGGUCAGUGCUGUUCUUCAUCAUGCUCUUCUGUCUGGGAUUGUCCACCAUGUUCGGCAGCGUCGAGGGAGUCGUGGCGCCGCUGCAGGAUCUGAACAUCCUACCGAAGCGCUGGCCGAAGGAGGUCUACACAGGUCUGGUGUGUUUCGUCUCGUUCGGUCUGGCCAUUAUCUUCGCUCAGGGUUCAGGUGAAUAUUGGCUGGCUCUGUUCGACAGCUUCGCUGGAUCCAUUCCUUUGCUGAUCAUUGCCUUCUGUGAGAUGAUGGCUGUAUCCUACAUUUAUGGGAUCGACAGAUUCAAUGACGAUAUCAAGUUCAUGAUCGGUCACAAGCCCAACUUCUUCUGGCAGGCCACGUGGAGACUCAUCAGUCCGCUCAUAGUGCUGAUCAUCUUCCUCUUCUACUUCGUCACCACCAUCAGCAAAGAGCUGACCUACAUCACCUGGGACCCGCAGUCGGAGAAUUUCCCCACGCUGGAGAAGAAGUCGUAUCCGGACUGGAUUUAUGCGAUCAUCUUCAUUCUGUCGGGCGUUCCAGUGCUGGUCAUUCCUGCGAUCGCUCUGUUCAAACUCAUCAGAAACCGCUGCUGCGCUAAAGAGGAGAAACACACAGCCACGGAGCCGUUCUACUCCAUAUCUGACAAAAUACAGAUCCCCGACGAGCUCGACCGGACGAGCAGAUCGCUCCACUAACACACGGGUUCCAGUCUGACCUGCAACAUCAGGAAACGAUCUAGAAACACAGAACAGACAUUUACAGAUGUGAUUUGAACUGACAGCUCUUCAUACUCUUCUGUUGUUUGUAUGUAUUUAUGUGAAGCAGUUCAUACGCAUUAAUGAAGCCGCCGAAGGUAAACAAAAAAUAAACAUUAACAAGUCGACACACAUGUCUGUAAAUGAUAAUUAGCCAGAAAACAGCUGUUUACCCACAUGCCUUUUCUGGUGGCUUCAUGUACACUGACUUCAUUUUAUGUGACCCUGCAGCACAAAAGCAGCAUUUGUAGCAAUAGCCAACAAUACAUUGUAUGGGUCAAAAUUAUACAUUUUUCUUUUAUGCCAAAAAUCAUUAGGAUAUUAAGUAAAGAUAUUUAGUAAAUUUCCUACCGUAUAUAUAUCAAAACUUAAUUUUUGAUUAGUAAUAUGCAUUGCUAAGAACUUCAUUUGAACAACUUUAAAGGCGAUUUUCUCAAUAUUUAGAUUUUUUUGCUCCCUCAGAUUCCAGAUUUUCAAACAGUUGUAUCUCAGUCAAAUAUUGUCCGAUCAUAACAAACCAUACAUCAAUGGAAAGAUUAUUUAUUGACCCUUAAUGACUGGUUUUGUAGUCCAGGGUCACAUAUUUAUUUUUUAUUCAUGUGUGAAAAACAUUUAUCUAUUGAUAAUUUUCAUCUAUAUAAGGUAAUAUUUCAUUUAAAAACAUUUAGGGGAAUUUCCGUGGUUAAUUUCUGAUAAAAUACUGUUGUUUUGUCACCGUUUAUGUGCAUUAUAGUGAAUGUAAUAUAUAUUUACGUGCAAAUUGUCCUGUAUUAUAAUUGCACAUAUUAUAAGUAUUUUUACAAUGUGUUUUUGUUCUUCUUAACAAUGCCAGUUUAAUAAUAAACUAAUUUUGAUUGUG